AUGAUGAGGAGUGAAUGAGUCCUACCCCUUCUGGAGGGUCCCAGAUUGUUUGUGAACAGGUAAAUCACCUGGGGGAAUCUGCACUGCCAUGAUGAGAGGUGUUCACACAGCCAGGCUCUGUCUCAUCAGGGUGCUGUGGCUCUCCUCUGUGAGGAAUUUGUCACUAUGCAGCUGUACUUUUCUUCAUUAAAGUGGCCAUGUUAAAUAGCUGUGAGGUUGCUAAAUGCCUAUUCUGCUAACUGAUCUCUCCAGCUGGCAGCUUUUUAGAGCAGGAGACAGGAGGUUGCUAAACCCAUUCAUUUCUCACAUGCACCCACGUUUCUAAUGUCUGUAGAGAUCCGGCCUUAAAAGUCCUCUGCAAGCCAUUGGAAUGAAGAGUACUUCGUGAAGACGUUGUAAUUAUUAUGGGAUUUAGGGGUGUGUGGAAAUGAUUCAUGGAGAUGUUUCCCAGCCAGGAGGCUCAUCGAGCCAGGUGAGCUCUUCCCUGGAAUGUGAAGCAUGCAGCGUGGCAACUGGGAGAAACAGGUUUGACAGGACAUUUUAAGCUGUUUGCAGUAGACAGCCUCUUCAGAGCCACAUCCCUGCUUUGCUGAUCUCCCAGCUGGAUGCUCCGCUCUGCCACUCUGGCCCUGCUGAGCUGGAGAGGAUGGACACGCUGCGCAGGAGCCUGUCUCGAUGGAAGAGGUAUCACAUUAAGGUGCACCUGGCUGAUGAGGACCUGAUGAUGCCCCUGACGGUCAGGCCCAGGGACACGGUGAUGGACCUACGAGCUCUCUUGGUACGGGAGGGCAUCACUUCCUGGAAGAAGACAUUUUAUUACAACUCCAGGCAGCUCGAGGAGCACGAGACCCUCAAAGAAGCCAAUAUCCAGAAUGGUUCUGUCCUCCUUCUUGUCAGCAAUAAAAGAUAAUGCCAAAGAGCACAGCCAAAGCCAUGAGAGACGGGGAGUGUGACAAGGGCUGAAGGGAAGCAGAUGGAAGAGAUCUUGCCCAUGGAAAGGCAGCCUGGCCACCAGUGUUG
Molecule: messenger RNA, 1020 nt
Organism: Prinia subflava (tawny-flanked prinia)
Lineage: Eukaryota; Metazoa; Chordata; Aves; Passeriformes; Cisticolidae
Gene: TINCR
Product: TINCR ubiquitin domain containing
Exons: 2
Coding region: 647-910 (87 amino acids)
Molecular function (GO): protein binding
Source: RefSeq, a predicted model, not a curated record